Lytechinus pictus (painted urchin) is the source of this 2790-nucleotide messenger RNA. Its product is annotated as toll-like receptor 3. Gene Ontology annotation, biological process: signal transduction. The transcript has a single exon. Gene Ontology annotation, molecular function: protein binding. The record is from RefSeq and is a predicted model, not a curated record. The coding region runs from base 1 to 2751 and encodes 916 amino acids. NCBI's taxonomy places the organism in Eukaryota, Metazoa, Echinodermata, Echinoidea, Temnopleuroida, Toxopneustidae.
AUGUCGUUCUUUCUUUCAUACUUGAUACUAAGCGCUGUAUCUGUCUUGGAUAGUGAAUUCAUUCCUAGUCAAAUUCGAUCGCCACGUUGUCGGCUGUCGGUCACCAGCGAUGGAUUAGAGGCAGAUUGUUCCUGGCUUGGGUUACAGAGUGUUCCUCUUGAACUUCCAGGUGGCGUCACCAAAUUGAACAUUGAGGGCAAUCGAAUACAAAAUCUAAAUCGAUCUUCGUUUUCGCAUCUCCCACUCCUGCACAAACUGAAUCUGCACCGGAACAAAUUGGCUUCAAUCAACGAAGGGACUUUCGAUAGCUUGCCGUUGCUUCGGGAACUUUCUUUGUCUCAGAACAGCCUUGCGGAACUACCCACAACUAUAUUUCAGAAGAACCAGAAAUUGGAACUUGUAGAUUUUACCCUAAACCUCUUCUGCUCCGUUCCUAUUUUGGCACUCCGUGGCGCUACCAACUUGGAAAGUGUAAUACUGAUAAAGAACAGGAUUAACAGUGUCAACUUUACCGGGUUCAAAAGUCAAGACGUUGAAGUCAUUGACUUAUCAAGCAAUAACAUCACGAGUGUCCGUAAGAAUCAGUUCUCACCGUUUAAGAAUAUCAGCACUAAAUCGUUCCGACUUAAUUACAACAAAUUGACGUCUCUGCCAGACGGUGUGUUUGGCCAACUCCAUAUGACAAAGGACCUCGUUCUUUCUCAUAAUGGUCUACAAAAUUUCAGCCUGUAUCCAUUUCUUGGUAUGGAAUCACUAAUAAACUUGAGUUUAUCAUCGAAUCCAUUGGAAAGCGUUUACCCUUUCAAUGACACCACUCCACGUGCAGAUCUACCCCCUUUGAAACACGUUAUUCUCUCGGGGCAUCAUCUGUUUACUCUGCCGUCGCGAGCUUUUGUUGGAAUGGGUAGCGUCACACGUCUCGAUCUUGGCAAGGGAAAACUAAAAUCAAUUGAGAACGAUUCUUUCGCUGGAAUGUUGGCUCUCGAGAUCCUUGAUCUGAGUUCUAAUCGACUCGCUACUUUGAGGCGAGAAAUGUUCGAACUAAUAACCCGACUCCAUACACUCAUCCUGGCCAAAAAUAAGUUUGGAUACCUUCCUACAACAGCUUUCCAGGACCUGAGAUCACUCAAAGUUUUGGAUUUUACCAAUAAUCGAAUCGCCAAGAUCGGAACAACCUGGGACAUUCCUUCUUUGCUGACUCUGGAUCUCACAAGCAAUUUGAUUUUUCGUAUCAACGACGGGAACUUCUAUGGGCUGUCAAAUCUAACCGAGCUGACAAUAUCAUCGAAUCCAAUCAAUGUGAUAAAGAAUAAUGCCUUUAGUGGGGUAGAAAAUUUGCAAACACUUACUAUGCAAUCACUGACAACCAUUGGGAGCGGCUCAGGUCGACCUUUUCGGAAUCUUGUCCAAUUGAUAUCCCUUGAUCUUUCCGGAUCAAAUAUGAAUCCAUCUACGAACUUCUUUAAAGGUCUGGUAUUUCUAAAGACACUCAAACUACGAAAGACCUUACUGACACCUCUCAAACUCUGGGACAAUUUUCGAAACGCUUCAGUACUUGACACGUUGUUUGGAUUAGAAUAUCUAUCACUGAGCUCAAAUACUUUGAAUGGUUUGAUACCAGGGUCAUUUCAGAAUCUGACUUCGUUGACUAGACUGCUUCUGGAGAAAUGCGGAAUUUUCCAGCUACCUGUAGGAUUGUUCGAAAACCUGGUAUCACUGAGGUAUCUCUACCUGACACGCAACAACAUUAAAGUUUUAUCCGCCUCCCAUUUCUUCGGGUUACACUCCUUAGGAACACUUCUGCUGGACAACAAUGCCAUUAAAGAAAUUGAAGUUGAUCUUUUCAAGCAUACUCCUAAAAUUUCCUACGUGUACUUUCCAUACAAUCUCAUAUCAGUUGUCCAUGAGGGAACAGUCUUACCCACCGUGAUGCUUGAUAUCUCGAAUAAUCCUCUGUCUUGUGUUUGUGAGAUGCAGUGGUUUAUGUCAUACGUUGAUAACCCUACAAAUAAUCUCAUCUUGGUGAAUCCAAACAAUACGAUCUGUUCUCCAAGUUCUAUUCAGAGAUUUAUCGGAAAACGACUUUUCAGCUCCCGUCCCGACAGUAGCGACUGUGUCCCACAUAUCAUCAUCUUGGCUUGUGCCCCUGCGAUCGUCCUAGGGCUUCUGGUCGUCCUUGUGGCAACGUAUUACUAUCGCUGGAAGAUUAACUACAAACUUUUCCACCUAAAACUAGCAGUGCUCGGUUUCAACCAGUUUGAAGACGCCCGCGAGCAUCAGGAUUUUCGGCGCGACCUCAACGUCAUAUUUCAUGACGAUGACGAGGAGUGGGUCGAGCGCGUCUUCCGACCCGGUAUCGAUGAGGCGUUGCCAGAUUUUCAAAGGAUUGCCUAUGGUGAUCGGGAUCUUGCCUUCGGAAUGUUCUACAUGGACGCUAUCAUUGACUUGAUGGAAAAUAGUUACAAAGUCGCUUUCAUUGUGACUAACACAGCCAUCUUUGAUCACUCCUUCAUCAACAAAUUUCAUAUGGCCGUCGACCACAUGAACGAGGUAGGUUUUGAAAAGCUGGUGCUGAUAUUUGUCGAAGAUAUUCCGGACAAUCACCUGCCGUACCUGAUGAGGCUCUUCCUCAGCAAGAACAAACCAUAUUUCCUGUGGUCCGAUAACAUGGAUUGGCAGGCCCUCUUCUGGGCCAAAUUUGCCAAAUUGAUGAAGACAAACAAGCAAAUAAAUGACACUCUCCCAACAUAGGAGAAAAACCUUAGGAUAUUUCAUUACAAUAAUAUUCAA